Messenger RNA from Cladophialophora psammophila CBS 110553, 606 nucleotides. RefSeq lists its product as uncharacterized. The transcript has a single exon. Lineage: Eukaryota; Fungi; Ascomycota; Eurotiomycetes; Chaetothyriales; Herpotrichiellaceae. The coding region runs from base 1 to 606 and encodes 201 amino acids. The record is from RefSeq and is a predicted model, not a curated record.
AUGGCUUCACCGUGCAGAGCAAAGCCCGCUCUUCUGAGGGGCCUCCGCCCUCUUGUCGCCACCCAACAGCAACUGGCCGCUACGCAAAAGAUCCUGUUGUCGGCUUGCUCAGAACCAUGCAUCUACUGCGAUAUCUGGAAAUUGGCAACUCUGAUCGCCUCCCAUUCUCCCCUCUCGGCUCGUUACAAUCUAACCACCGGCACACCUACCAACUCGCCGGUCUCCUCCGCACCGUCCAGCCCCGUGGCAUCUUCACCUAUUGCCCAGUCCCCAACGCCAUACGCAUCCAUCAUCUCUGCCUCCAAGAGAAUCGAAGCUCAGUUUCAGACUCAACGAUCGCAACUCAAUUCCAUCCUCAGCAUCUGCACCGUCUCCGGGGUCGAUACCACCGAAGGUCUGAGGUUGGCGCAUGACAGAGUUGCCACGGCAGUGGAAGACUUGCUCGACCAGGAAGAGGACUUGGAGGAGGAGCUGCUGCGGGAUCUCCAAGAACAGCAAUACGACUACUCGUACAACUACGGCCCACAAUAUGCAUAUUCGAGUGCUUCAGCAGUAUACGGAUACUCGCAUGAGCGAAGGCCCAGCAUGGUUCAUGUGACACACUGA